Emys orbicularis (European pond turtle) is the source of this 1401-nucleotide messenger RNA. RefSeq names its product tubulointerstitial nephritis antigen like 1 (gene TINAGL1). Gene Ontology annotation, cellular component: lysosome. The transcript has 11 exons. Gene Ontology annotation, molecular function: peptidase inhibitor activity; cysteine-type peptidase activity. Gene Ontology annotation, biological process: proteolysis. The record is from RefSeq and is a predicted model, not a curated record. The coding region runs from base 1 to 1401 and encodes 466 amino acids. NCBI's taxonomy places the organism in Eukaryota, Metazoa, Chordata, Testudines, Emydidae.
AUGAGGCUGCUGUGGACUCUCCCGACCCUCUGGUUGUUGGCAGCAGAGGAUCUCUCUGCCCACGGGGCCCGGACCCGCAGAGAGCUGGCACCGGGCUUGCACGAGCGGGGGAUCCGUGACGCCGGAGGCUCGUACUGUGAGAGGAGCGAUGCCUGCUGCGCCGGCAGGGACGACGCCUGCACCGUGCCUUACCUGGAUACCAUCUGCUACUGCGACCUCUUCUGCAACCGCACUGUCUCCGACUGCUGCCCUGACUUCUGGGAGUACUGCCUGGGCAUCCCACCCCCCGUGCCUGUGCACAAAGGUUGUGAUCGUGGUGGACACAAGUACCCAACCGGAGCCACCUACAGAGAAAACUGCAACCUCUGCACCUGCAGCGGGAACGGGAAGUGGGACUGUGAGCAGCACGCCUGCCUCAUCGAUGGCGAGAUGAUUGAUGCCAUCAACAGAGGGAAUUAUGGCUGGAGAGCCGCCAACUACAGCCAUUUCUGGGGGAUGACGCUGGACGAAGGGAUCCACUACCGGCUGGGGACCAUCAAACCACCCCCCACGGUCAUGCACAUGAACGAGCUGCAGAUGAGCAUGGACACCAACGAGCGGCUCCCCAGCCAUUUCAACGCAGCUGACAAGUGGCCCGGGUUGGUCCUCGAGCCCCUGGACCAGGGCAAUUGCGCCGGCUCCUGGGCUUUCUCCACGGCAGCGGUGGCAUCGGACAGGAUCUCCAUCCAUUCCAUGGGGCACAUGACGCCCGCCCUGUCCCCCCAGAACCUGAUCUCGUGCGACACCCGGAACCAGCAGGGCUGCAGCGGGGGCCGGAUCGACCGGGCCUGGUGGUAUCUGCGCAGGAGAGGGGUGGUGACAGACAGCUGCUACCCCUUCACCAGCCGGGAGAAGGACAGCGCCCCCGCAGGCCGGCCCUGCAUGAUGCAAAGUCGCUCCACGGGCAGAGGGAAGAGACAAGCCACCCAGCAGUGCCCUAACCCCCAGACCCACUCCAACGAGAUCUACCAGUCGACCCCCGCCUACCGCCUCUCCUCCAGCGAGAAGGAGAUCAUGAAAGAGCUGAUGGAGAAUGGGCCCGUGCAAGCCAUCAUGGAGGUUCACGAGGAUUUCUUCGUGUACAAGAGUGGAGUCUAUCGGCACACGCCGGUGAUGGCUGGGAAGCCGGAGCACCACCGGAGACACGGCACCCACUCAGUGAAAAUCACAGGGUGGGGAGAAGAGAGGACGCCCCAGGGGCAGACUCAGAAGUACUGGGUGGCUGCAAACUCCUGGGGCAAGCACUGGGGAGAGGGCGGCUACUUCCGCAUCGCCCGGGGCGCCAACGAGUGCGAGAUCGAGACCUUCGUGGUGGGCGUCUGGGGCCGCGUCAGCAUGGAGGACAUGCGGCGCCGGAAGUGA